Molecule: messenger RNA, 5218 nt
Organism: Vespula vulgaris
Lineage: Eukaryota; Metazoa; Arthropoda; Insecta; Hymenoptera; Vespidae
Exons: 11
Coding region: 180-5084 (1634 amino acids)
Source: RefSeq, a predicted model, not a curated record
UCGACUUGCUAAAUGGCAACAAAGAUGGCGAUUUCAAUGCGAGCAGUUAGUAUUCGUCUUCUGUAGCGCAAGUUGACAAGUCCUCGGGCAUUCGGAAGUGAGUAAAAGGUCGCUAUCGGUGUGUUUUGUGCAUAAAGUGUAAUUUCGAUCGAAAAAAUAUGUUAGAGACUUUUUGAAGUAUGAGCGAAGGAGCGGAUUCGAGUACGCGUAUUUGCGAGAAUUCGCUUACGACCUUGAACACUGAGGACAAACCUAAUGUGCCUCUAUCAACGACGACUACGGGAACGACAACGAGGACGACGGAGACGACGACGAAGACGACGGCGGAGACGACGGCAGCAACUACCACGACAACAUACACUGGUAGAAGGCCACGAUUUGGUACUGGCAAUGUUCCGGAAUCCCCAUACAUAUGGAUUGACGGUAGACAAAUACGGAGCGCCUUGGCAUAUACGAAGAAAUGGCCUCCCCGACGAGUGAGUUUCCCAACAAAUGACAUCAAUUUGGUUACGGGAUAUUUGGAGCCGCCUAAUCCUUGGAGACACGCUGAAAAUGUGAAUCGUGAGGACUUGAUCACAGCGUAUAAGGAAUCCUGCAAACGGCACAACACUGAGCCAUUGGAAAAAGUUUUAGCUCAAUUAGAGAGUUGGGAUUUGUCUGAAGAACGUAAUAAUGAAUUUAAUUUAAAAGGAGUAAAUUUGGAUCUGAAUCAUUCAGAAACACUAGAAGAAAUUCUUAAAAGAAUUCAGUUUAAUAAAAUUGACUUGGAAGCUACAUCUUUAAACGAUGAGAGUUCUGUAAUAUUAUUUGAUAUGCUAGAAUAUUAUGAGUCUGCAAAACAUUUGAAUAUUUCAUCUAAUUCAGAUAUUGGAGCUCGUGGUUGGCAAGCAUGUUCACAUAUGAUUAAAAAGACCCAAUGUUUAGAACAGCUUGAAGCUAAGGAUGUAAUGCUUAAUGAACAGUACAUGAAUAUUUUGAGCCGCGCAUUACGAUUAGUCUACCAUCUACACGUCCUUAAAUUAGAAAAUUGUGGACUUUCAGGAAGACCUAUCGUCAUACUAGUUACAGCUCUAAAAAUGAAUACAGGAAUAAGAGAACUUUACUUGGCUGAUAAUGGGCUCGAUUUAUACGAUGCUAUACAGCUUGGAUCUUUAUUAAGGCUAAAUAAUCACUUACAAUUACUUGAUAUUAGUAAUAAUAACAUUCAAGAUGAUGGUGUGCAUGAUCUAUUAGAAGGACUUAUUAAUCAAGUUCACGAAGAUAAAGAUGGCAAAGGAUUGAGUAUACUCAUAUUAUGGAAUAAUCGCCUUACUAAAAAAUCAUCUCCGUAUUUCUCGCGCAUUAUCUCAUUAUCAAGAACCCUGGAAACUUUAAACAUUGGACAGAACAUGUUGACUAGUGAAAUGUUAAUCACUGUGAAGGAUUCCCUUAAACAAAAUCGUAUUCUAUUACAAUUGGGAAUGCAAUCAACAGAUUUGACAUGUAAUGGAAUAAUCGCUUUAUCUGAUGUAAUUGAAAAUAAUCAAGUUUUACAGAGGAUAGAUUUGCGAGAUAAUAGUAUACAGAUGACAGGAAUGAAAGCUCUUAGUGCAGCUAUGCAAAAGAACAAGAGUGUCAUACAAUUGGAUCUAGACGACAAGCCUCGGAUAAAAAUAGAUGGAACUUUACAUCAAUAUAUGGACGUUGUGGCAGAAAUUAGAAGUUAUUGUGCACGCAAUAAAGAAAAUCAACAGAUGAAUGAGAAUACAGGGGAUUCAGAAAGUCCAAGACAUCAUAGCAGAUCCUUUAACGCGAGUAACCGUAAGAUCUCGCUUACUUGUCAGACACUGCCAUGUCCUUCAUCACCCAUGACUUCAGUAACCACCGAGGAUACCGGGCGAUCGACGCUUGAACCGAAACGUACUAGUGGGGGUCGCCUCCGUUCCCCGGCUCCUAGUCCUAUCCCCUCGCCUGUCGCAAGUCCAAUACCGAGUCCUUCUAGAAGUCGAUUUGUUGUGUCUCGAGUUUCAGAAGCAUCGUUACGUUCCACAGAUUCCUCAGCAUCUUCAUCUCCUGUAACUCCAACAUCGCUAGGACCAAUGUCCACGUGUUUCUUUCCUUCCACAAGUGGAACAUCUAGGUUUCGUGUAUCACUCGUUGAAUCAUCAAAUUGUACAUCUACACCUAAGUCUGUUUUCGCUUCAUCUAAAUCCAAUGUUACGAUUGGCUUCAACUUUAAAGUCGAUUCGGUAGAGUCUGUGGAUUCGGAUGAUUCGGACAAUAUAUUUAAAUCAGAGACAGAAACAAAUAACGAAAAGAAACAAGGUGCACAAAUUGCAAUAAAUAGUGAAAUUAGCACGACUCCAAUUAAUGUUAAUAAACAUGAUAGUAUACAACCAUUGAAUAUAUCUGAUAAUACAAAUGAACAGAGUACAAAUGAAUGUUUCACUGCUAGUAAGAAUGCUAGCGAAGUUAAUACUCAAGAUAACUUAAAUGUUUAUAUUGUCGAACAUAAGGAAGAUUCUAAAGACAAUCAAAGUGAAGCUCUAAAAGAAGAAACGAUAGAUACUUCCGCAUUAAUAUUUAAGAAAACUGAUAAUUGUAAAAGCGAAAUUAUAAAAGAUACAGAGAUUGAUUUGAAAGAUAAUAUCGAUAAAGCAAACAUAAAUAAUGAAACAGGUGAUCUUAUAAAUUUAAAUAAGGAAGAACCAAAUAUACAACAAUCGGUAGAAGAUACUCUGUCUGCAAAAUCACAAAUUCCGCUAUCAGGAAAUAAAAGUACUCCAGUUCAGAAACACACUUCCGGUUUAGAAAAGCUUCCCAGUUUAUUUCAACAUAAAGGAAAUUUUUUUUCAGAAUCGUCCAAUAUUAGUCAAACAGAUUUUAGAAAUUUAUUGCAAGGUAGUGUAAAUAGCGUGUUAGCAUUUGGCGAUAAAUUUCAUCAAUAUUUCAAAGAUGGGAAAGCAAACUGUAAAACUAAUACUUCCGGAACAUUUGCAGACAUUGUAUCUUUACCUACUAAAAGUAAAUCAUUAAAGUCAUUAAAUGUCACACAAUUGCCAACUAUACAAACGCUAACAAAUAUGUUUGCUUCAUUUAAAACGGAGACUAGUACGAAUGCCUCAGAACAACAGUCAUCCAAAAAGUGCUCCAAUCAAAUAAAGCAUGCAGAUCAGGGAUAUAACGAAGAAAAAAUGAAAGAAAAAGAUUUUAAAGAAAAAUCAUUACAUUAUAAUGUAGAAUCAUCCAAUUACGAUAGUAGAAACUUUAGUAGCGAUAAAGAAAAGGAAACUAGUGUAUCUAGUUUAAAUAUUCAAACGUUACCUGAUAAUGUCCAAUUAAAAGAUGACGGGCAUGCUAGCAGAGAUUUAAUAGCAGAAGAAAAUAGUGUUACCUCAAGCGUGGUAGUAAAAGCUUGCUCUAAAACUGUAAAUAGCGCUUCAUCGAUAAAUGUUCCAGAGAGCAAGAUGACUGUAUGUAUACCUAAGUUAAAGGAUAUACCUGAAUACUCUGUUUUAGAAGUAAGUGAAAAUAUUAUUGAAAAAGAAAACAUAGGAUAUGAAUUGGGGAACAUAGAUUCUGUAAAGAUAGAAAAAGUAUGUGAUAGAAGUUCGACUGACAGUAUUAAUUUGACUAGUGAUGAAAUAUCUUCAUCUUGUAACGUGACAUGUGAUAUAAGAGUCAUAGAUAAUGUAAAUAUUGUAAGUAUGCUCGAUGAUCCAGUAAAUUUGCAGACUACUUCUGAAAAAGAUGUUGCAGAUUCUUUGCUUCUUAAUACUUGUUGUAAGAAUGACGAAGUAGCAUCAAAUAUGCAUGUGGAUGAUUAUAACCAUGGUGUAAAUGAUAUUUCAAUGAUAAAUCAUGAUGUGUUAGAAAUUAAUGUAGAAAAAAAGAAAAAUUUUAAUAAUGAAGUUACCAAAAUAUGUAGUGUUAAUAUUAACAAAGAAAAUGAGAGAUGGAUCGACUUAAACGAUGCUUUAAGUCAGGAUGUAGGAGCAAAUACUUGCCAUGUGGAUAUGGGUCCACAUUCAAAGAGUACAACUGUAAAUAGUAAAGUAAAAUCAUGUAUAUCAGAGUUAAGUCUUACUUCUAAAGAUAAUGUUGAUGAUUUUAAUAAUGUUAAUGCACAAAUACAUCCAACUGCUAAUAUAUGCACGGACGAGGCUGCAGUUGCUUUAUGGAAAGAGGAUACAUUAAAUGAUCUUAUUACAGAGAAAACAUUGUUAUCCAAACCAAAUAAUGUUGAUGCAUGUCCAACUGUAUCUAAAGAUGUUAAAGUUAACAAUUAUAUAGAAAAUAAUAUAAAGAAGCCUUCUGGUAAGGAAUCUGACUUUACUAUACUUCCAACUGUAAUAUUACCACAGACAAGAGAAAAUGUUUCUGCCUCUGUUAAAAAAUCUCUUCAAGAUUUUGAAAAAUCAGACUCUGAAGAUCUUAUAUUUUGUAUUACUGAUAUAUCUAACGAUGGAAACUCUGUUAAAGAAGAAACACUUUUACCUAAUACAGUUUCUGAUACAUGGCAACAGAAUGCAGUAGAAACAGAAACUUCAUUUUUCGAUCUACCUCAGACAUCUCAUUCGUCUACAACUUUGCUUAUUAAAAAGCCAGAAAAUAUUCAUAGGAAUAGUCAAGAUUCAGGAAUCGAGGAAUCCAAUUUGUCAACUUCAGAAGAUAACAUUCCAGAGGUCGUUCAGCCGCAACAUAAAGAGAGUUUCCAGGAAAGCGUUGAUUCCGGAAUUGAAUCUGAAUGUUCAUUGGUAUGUGUUAAAGUUAAUCCUAACACAGACGAAACUGUUAAAAGCGAAAUCCCGAAGAAAACAUCAUGCAAUGUUGAUGACAACGCUGAAUGUCCCCGUAAGCGCAUUAAUGAUCUCACAGAUUUCAAAUCUGAUAUCAUUGAACACAUACAAACGAGAAAUAAUGAUACUGUAAGUGAAGUAAAUUAUUCGUAUCUUGAAAUGGUAAAAUGCGCAGUGGUCACGUCUACGUGCUCAAUAGGUGGAAUAGAAAUCACAAAUAAUGCGGCGGUUGGAACAAAUUCUGAAGAAGAUGAUAGGAUAGUUGCUGAACCGCCUGUAGUUUUUCAUGUUACAAGUCCCAAGUAAUGUGGACCACACGGAGGAUGAAGGGGAGGACGAAGAUGAAGAGGACGAGGAAGAGGACGAGGACGAGGACGAAGACGAAGAGACAAUUUACGACGAUGAUGAAGACGACGAUGAGAUAGAUGAACUCGAGGAAA